Wickerhamiella sorbophila is the source of this 1059-nucleotide messenger RNA. RefSeq names its product Ran-specific GTPase-activating protein 2. Gene Ontology annotation, biological process: protein import into nucleus. Gene Ontology annotation, cellular component: nuclear pore; cytoplasm. Bases 1 to 1059 code for a protein of 352 amino acids. Lineage: Eukaryota; Fungi; Ascomycota; Dipodascomycetes; Dipodascales; Trichomonascaceae. The record is from RefSeq and is a predicted model, not a curated record. The transcript has a single exon. Gene Ontology annotation, molecular function: GTPase activator activity.
AUGAAGCGCCAACUAUCUGAUUCGGAGGAGUCUCCAAUCAAGCGGGCAGCAGGAGAGAUUGCGAGGCAACCCGAAGCGAAGAAUGGGAGCGGAGGGCUGAAGGCUCCUGGGGCGACGACCAGCGGGACGCUUUUUGGCAAUUUUGGCACGUUUUCGUUUGAUUCGAUCAAGCCGAAAGCGGAUGUGUUUGGAGAGAAAUCCAGCGACAAUCCUUGGGCAGAACCGGCGCCGGCGCUUGGGGACGACACCAAGAAGGACAAGUAUGCACAGGUUGAGCUCAAACAGCAGACGGUGCAGACUGGCGAGGAGAAUGAGUCCACGCUGUUCACGAGUCGAGCGCGGCUGUAUGCGCUCAGUUUCGCGGACACGGCUGCGGGAUGGAAGGAACGCGGUGUGGGCGUACUGAAGGUUAAUGUCGACGAUUCGAAUCGGGCGCGGAUUGUGAUGCGGUCGGAGGGACUGCUCCGGGUGGUUCUGAAUAUGCCGUUGGCCAAAAAUACACAAAUAAACAAGGGGUUUAAGAGUUCGCUGGUUACGGAGAAGUUUGUGCAAAUUGUAGGCAUUGAGACAGAUGUUCCUCACAAGUAUGCGUUGAAGCUGCCGUCCAAGGAGUUGGCGACUGAGCUUUUUGAGAUUUUGGAUGCACGGCCGGAGACUGUGACUGAGAGGGCAAGUUCUGAGAGUACUGGCCACGAAGAGGCUGCUCAAGAGGCGACGUCUCAGGAUGCAGCGGCCGGGGCAGUGGAUGAGUAUGCCGUUGGAGCAGAAGGGUCCUUGGUUGGGCGUGAAGAGCAGGGCAGUGAAGACUCUGUUAAAGCGGGAGACCAGGAAGCCAGCGAGGUCAGCGAGGCCAGCGAGGCCAGCGAGGCCAGCAAGGCUAGUGAGGAAGCCAACGAGGAGGCCAACGAUCAAGCCAACCAAGCCAACCAAGCCAGCGACCAAACCAACGAACAAGCUAAAGAGGCCGACAAUGCCGCGAAUAAAACUAAUAAAAGCAAAUCGCUCGAGUCGCACGAAUCAGAGCCAGAAAAAGCCGACUCAACACUUGAAAAUCAAUGA